AUGCCUUUGGAAUUCGCUCUUCAACACAGAGGUCUUUUCCCCGAUCCAGGUCCGUGGAAGAUUCCCCAGACACGAAAUGUUGUUCUCAGAGAUACCCUCGGUAUUGAUGCCCUUCCCCGACAACGCUUCAACAAGACCAAGAGGACGCCCUAUGUUCUUAAUAUUAUGGUAGUUGGUGAAAGUGGUCUUGGGAAAACUACUUUUAUGAAUACCCUGUUCAACACGCCCCUCAAAGAAGAGAUUCAUCCCAAAAAUCCUCAGUCCACACAAACAGUGGAAAUUUUACCUGUGCACUACGAAUUGGUUGAAGAUGGAGUCACUCUUAAUCUCACCGUCGUAGACACUCCCGGAUUUGGUGACCAACUCAACCGAGAGAACAAUCUUGAUCCCAUUGUCGAAUAUAUAGACAACCAAUUUGAGGCCUAUCAUGCAGCUGAACGCAGUUCCGAAUUUAGGCGUGCAAUUCCAGACACUCGCAUACAUGCUCUGUUAUAUUUCAUUGCACCAACCGGCCAUGCACUCAAAGAACUUGAUAUCAAAGCACUCCAAGUUCUGUCUGCCAAAGUAAAUGUAAUUCCGGUCAUCGCGAAAGCCGAUACUCUCACACAAGAGGAAAAAGCUGCAUUUAAAAAGACGAUAUUAAGGGACAUUGAUGCCAACUCGAUCAGGAUUUUCCCGACGGCAUAUCCUGACGACCGAGAAAGUGUCGAAGAACUUGAGAAAUAUAUUCCUUUUACGGUGAUCGGCAGUGAUACGUUUGUAGAUGUCGGCGGCAAAAAAGUGCGCGGGAGAUCAUAUCGAUGGGGUAUUGUUGAAGUUGAAAAUGAACAGCAUUGUGACUUUAUUCACCUUCGUGAACUCCUCAUGACACAUGCUCUUCACGAUCUUCUCGAAACAAGUCACACGGUCCAUUAUCACAACUAUCGCGCUCAAAAACUUCGAUCCAGUGGUCGUCCAGAAUCAAUCCUUGCCUGUGAUGAUUCUUAUGAACACAGAAUUGAAAGAAGCAAGCAAAGCAUGGAGGAGGAAAUGAAAAAGAAGGAAGAAGAAAUGAGACAAAACUUUAUAAUGAAAGUUAGGGAAAAGGAAGCAAGUUUGAAGGAUAGAGAAGAACAGCUCAACCUACGUCGACAACAACUCAUGGAAGAGUUGGAAGAACAACGUUUAGCACUUGCAGCCGAUGAACGUGAAUUCCAAGAAUUAUAUAAUGCUAGUCGGAACGCAAGUGUUUCAAAAGGCAGCAAGAUUUUUGGCAAGAAGAAUUAA
Messenger RNA from Acaulospora morrowiae, 1266 nucleotides. NCBI's taxonomy places the organism in Eukaryota, Fungi, Glomeromycota, Glomeromycetes, Diversisporales, Acaulosporaceae. The record is from the annotation of a GenBank genome assembly.